GGGGGGGGGUGCCUAGGGGACAGCCUAAAACAGAAAAAAUAACGUGUAGUUGAGUCAUGGAUUUCAUAUAUACCGACUUUACAUUUAAAUACGCACCUUGGCCUGCAUAUUGCCUAUUCAAUAUUACCACCAAAGCCACUUUCAAUUCAAUGGAAAUUUCUUGUUGGGAUGUUUUGGCUCUCUCGUGCUUUGCUGCUCUUGCUUUUCUUUUCAAACUUGUCACUCUCCUUCGAUCUGGAGGCUCAAACAAAUUCCCACCAGGACCAAAGCCAUGGCCAAUCAUUGGGAACAUGAACCUUAUACGUCCCCCGCCGCAUCGAUCAUUCCAUAAACUGUCCCAAAAAUAUGGACCCCUUAUGCAACUUAAGCUUGGUUCAGUUCCAGUUGUAAUUGUAGCUUCAGCGGAAAUGGCAAAGCAAUUCCUAAAAGACCAUGAUCAUAUCUUUUGCACCAGACCUCAAACCGCUGCUGGCAAGUACACCGGAAGAAACUAUUCCAGCUUUCUAUGGGCACCCUAUGGUCCACAUUGGCGACUAUGGCGCAAAAUUUGUCAAUCUGAACUAUUUAGUUCGAAAAGACUCGAUUCCUAUGAGUACAUUCGUAUGGAAGAGAUGAAAGCUUUGAUGUCAAGUCUCUAUGCUUCACUGGGGAAGCCAAUUGUUCUUGAAAAAAAACUGUCCUGUUUCACUUUCAGCCUAAUGAGCAGAAUUGUGUUGGGUAAGAGGUACUUUAACGACUCCAGAUAUAAUAAAUCCACACUUCAUGUUGAAGAGUUCAAAAAGAUGGCACAAGAGUUUAUGAAGCUUCAUGGGGCAUUCAAUAUUGGAGAUUGGAUACCAUGGCUAGAAUUCUUCGACUUGCAGGGCUAUGUUAGGCGAAUGAAGACUUUGGUGAAAAAUUUUGAUCAGUUUUUUGAUUUUGUGUAUGACGAACAUAAGGUAAACAGGGAAAGAGAGAAGGAUAUUUUUGAGCCAAGGAACAUGGCGGGGUUGUUGUUGGAGCUGAUGGACGAUCCCAAUCUUGAUGUGAAGCUAACUUAUGACAGUGUCAAGGCGCUUACACAGGAUCUAAUGGUUGGAGGCAUAGAGACAACUUCAUCUACUCUGGAGUGGGCAGUGUCAGAGCUCAUCAAACACCCACAUCUCAUAGAAAAGGCUACCGAAGAACUAGAUAAAGUGGUUGGGAGAGAAAGAUGGGUGGAAGAAAAAGACAUUCCACAACUUCCUUACAUAGAUGCUAUAAUGAAAGAGACGAUGAGAAAACAUCCAGCAAGCGCCAUGCUUCCACCGCAUGCAGCUCUUGAAGAUUGUGAAAUAGGUGGUUUCCAUAUUCAACAAGGAAGCGUAGUACUUGUAAACACAUGGAGUUUAGGGAGAGAUUCAAGGUUUUGGGAUUGUCCAGAGGAGUUUCGUCCAGAGAGGUUUUUGGGGAAGGAAAUCGAUGUGAAGGGGAAUAGUUUUGAGCUGAUUCCAUUUGGUUCUGGUAGGAGGAUUUGCCCUGGCUACAAUCUUGCCUUGAAAAUGGUGUCGUGUGGUUUGGCAAACUUGUUGCAUGGAUUCAAAUGGAGAUUGCCUGAAAAUAUGAAAACUGAGGAUCUAAGCAUGGAAGAAGGUUGUGGAGCAUCGGCACCUCGGAAGGUCCCACUUGUUGCUGUCUUGGACCGUAGACUUCCAAUCAAUCUUUAUCAAAAUGUCUGUUAGCCCAGCAAGGUACUACAAUAAAUCUGUGCCACAGGUAGUCGCACAACAACAUAACACUUGUGGAGUAACCAAACAUCGGAAGGUUCACUUGCUGCAGUCUUGGGGCCAGACUUCCUAUUCAUCUUUAUCAGUAUUAAUAGUUAUUUUAUUUAUUUUUAAUUAUUUUCA
Messenger RNA from Ziziphus jujuba (common jujube), 1868 nucleotides. Its product is annotated as flavonoid 3'-monooxygenase-like. The transcript has 3 exons. The record is from RefSeq and is a predicted model, not a curated record. NCBI's taxonomy places the organism in Eukaryota, Viridiplantae, Streptophyta, Magnoliopsida, Rosales, Rhamnaceae. Gene Ontology annotation, molecular function: monooxygenase activity; iron ion binding; oxidoreductase activity, acting on paired donors, with incorporation or reduction of molecular oxygen. The coding region runs from base 57 to 1700 and encodes 547 amino acids.